GUGUACAGCCGUGUUCACAUCUCACAAAGCACCAUGGAGUGUCUUCACGGUGAGUUUGAUGUGGAGCCGGGCAACGGCGGCGACCGCUGUGACUACCUGAGGGAGAGAGGCAUAGACACCUACCUGGUGGUUGUUCCUAAAGCACCUCUGGGAAAGAACGGCAUCAACAGCGUCAAACUGUCCGUAACCUCGUCCAAUGGAAAUUCCCCUCUGCUGAUCAACACCACCGACUGUAAUGGCAGUGUGCACACAGCCUGCACCACACCAGAGGAACCAGAGGAGCUGGACACAAGGGUGGUGAACCCAUCGUUUCCUAAUCCCCGAAGGAGGCUGAGGCUGCGGGACCUGGCUGAGCGGGUGAUUGAUGCUCAGGAGAAUGAACAGGAGCUCAACAAACUCCUUAAUGAAGCUCUGCUGGAGAGAGAAACGGUUCAAGCUCUGAAGGGGAAACACACCAACAAGCUGUCCCUCAGGUUCGUGGAUCCAGAGCUGGAAACACGUUUCUCUGUGGAGAAGGAGAAACAGAGCGGCGCUGCCUUCUGCUGCUCCUGCGUGGUUCUGCUCUUCACUGCAGUGAUGGAGGCGCUCAUAGACCCCUGGCUGAUUGCAAACUACAUCACCUUUGCAGUGGGGGAGGUCUUACUGCUCAUCCUGACCAUUUGUUCUCUGGCUGCCAUCUUCCCCAGAGUCUUUGCCAAGAAGCUGGUGUCUUUCUCCACCUGGAUUGACCACACACGCUGGGCUCGCAACACCUGGGCCAUGACUGCCAUUUUCAUCCUCACCAUGGCUGACAUAAUGGACAUGCUGAGUUGUCUGCCUCAGGUCCCAGACUCCGACACCACCACGGUGGCCCCCGCCUCCUCGCUGUCCGCCGUGUCCAGCCUUGAAGGUUGCCUGAACAAUCCCAAAUAUUACAGCUACGUUGCUGUGCUGGCUCUGAUGGCCACCACGAUGCUGGUUCAGGUCAGUCACAUGGUUAAGCUUACCCUGAUGCUGCUCAUCACAGUGGCCACGGGCGUCGUUAACAUCUACAGCUGGAAGGACAUCUUUGACCGCUAUGACACGGCCCGUUUCCACGACUACAGGUCAUUCCUGGUCCCAUCUAAAUUCGCAAUGACAGUUAUGAUCUUCAUUAUGAUGGUUAGCUUCUAUUACUUCUCCAGACAUGUGGAGAAGCUCGCCCGUACCCUUUUCCUCUGGAAGAUUGAGGUUCAUGAGCAAAAGGAGAAGGUGUACGAGAUGCGGCGCUGGAACGAAGCACUGGUGACCAACAUGCUGCCUGAACAUGUGGCUCGACACUUCCUAGGAUCCAAGAAGAGGGACGAGGAGCUGUACAGCCAGUCAUAUGACGAGAUCGGAGUCAUGUUUGCUUCGAUCCCCAACUUCUCUGACUUCUACACAGAGGAGAGCAUCAAUAAUGGAGGCAUCGAAUGCUUACGCUUCCUCAACGAGAUCAUCUCAGACUUUGACAGUCUGCUGGAUGAGCCGCAGUUUCGCUGCAUUACAAAAAUCAAGACUAUUGGCAGCACAUACAUGGCAGCGUCAGGUGUCACCCCGGACGUCAGCAACGGCUACAACUCCAUCAAGAAGGAAGAGCUGUCGGACUCCGAGCGCUGGCAGCACCUGGCAGACCUCGCAGACUUUGCGCUGGCCAUGAAGGUUACACUUAUGAACAUCAACUACCAAUCAUUCAACAAUUUCAUGCUGCGCAUCGGUCUAAAUAAGGGAGGGGUGCUAGCUGGAGUGAUCGGUGCUCGCAAACCCCACUUUGACAUCUGGGGCAACACUGUAAACGUGGCGAGCCGCAUGGAGUCCACAGGUGUGAUGGGCAACAUCCAGGUAGUGGAGGACUGCUACAACAUCCUGAAGGAGUACGGCUUCCGCUUCGUGAGGAGAGGGCCCAUCUUCGUGAAGGGGAAAGGAGAGCUGCUCACUUAUUUUCUGAAGGGAAGAGACAAACAAGGCUCAUUUAUCAAUGGCUCCUCUGUCACUCUGCCACAUCAGGUGGUGGAUAGUUGAGGACUUAUCUCUGUCUGUCGCACUCAUGCACUCAUCAGUCACAGGCUGUGUGAAGAGUCGUGCAGGGGAAAGAAGUGAAUUGAUUUAAAGUCCUGGGAAACCUGAAACUAUAACUGAACCGAAGCCUAAUUCAUUUACAAACUCCAUAAACAUGAACUGAUGUAUUCUCUGUCUGUACAGAAAGAUGUACAGAUGCCAGAAGAGUCUGAUUUCAGUUUAGCAGAUUAUAUUUAAAUCAAGAUGUUUGAAUAAAUUGAGAUUAGAAGCUGAGGGCACCAAACAGAUGGGAGAUUAAAGGGAAGCCUGAUUCUUUGACUGUGACACUGAGGGGACUGAUCUAUGAUGCUGUCAAGCUUUGAAAUUCUCACUUCUUAAAUAAGGAGUUACAUGUAAAUUCAUAAUACUGGGUUAAACAGGUUAAACAGCUGUACGGUGUAAAACUCUUACUUUGGACAGAUACUGCAGAUUAUCUUCUUUUUGUCCUCGUGUCACCCUUCCUGAAACCAUAGGCACAGAAACAUUUACCCAAAGGAAACUUUAGUGUAAUGAAACACCCAGUAACUGCUUUACACAGCAGACGGGUCACAUCUGUGCAGAUAUGUUUUAUAAACCACUCCGUUUGAUGACAAAUGCACCUGUAGCUUAAAAUGAAUCCAGGUACUGAAUAUACAGAUAGUAUUACAGUGUUACCUCAGACACACAGCUAAUACUACUGACGUGAUUUCUCUGCAUCCUUAGAUUUGAUCCCAACUCUGCCAACGAGAGCUCAAACUGGCCCAUUAACAUCCUGGGUGGCUGCAGCUCAGGAGGUAGAGCAGGUCCUCUACUAAUCACGAGGUUCACAGUUUGCUCCCUGCCUGCUGUAAUCUUCAUUGGGCAAGAUGCUAACCCCAAAUUGCUCUCCAGUGCAUCCAUUGGCAUGUGAACAUUAAAUAAAAAGCACAUAAGCAUAAAAAGCGUGCUGGAGCAUAUAAAACGAGUCCCUUUACCAUCCUGCACAGCUUUCACUCCUGGAUCAGACCCUGAAGUUCUCCCUGCUGCUACCUGCUGUUGAAUCAUAGUUUCUUUGUUUCCUUAUUUAGAAACAUCAGGACCUGUCUCUGCUUCAGCACUUAAACCGAUGCAUUUAAGAAGCACUCCCCUUUAGCAAACCAUGUGUAAAUGUUCGACACGUGCAAAGGAAGUGUUGCUUUUGUUACAGAAGAGAUUGUUAGCUUUGGCUUGUACAGUCCAAGCAAACGUUUAAACAUUUCUCUCUCUGUCUUUCUCACACUAAUCUCUCCUCUGGAGCAAUAAAAAUGUAUUUUAGGCAUAAACUUUAAUUUCACUGCAAGAGGUGAGUCAGUAAGAUCAUUAACUCAAUUCAGUUUUAUUUACACAGCGCCAAAUCACAACAACAGUCUCCUUAAGGCGCUUU
Molecule: messenger RNA, 3436 nt
Organism: Neolamprologus brichardi
Lineage: Eukaryota; Metazoa; Chordata; Actinopteri; Cichliformes; Cichlidae
Source: RefSeq, a predicted model, not a curated record